UCUCAGAAGAAAAAAAAAAGAAAAAAACUGGCAAGGUCAGGAUGAUGAAUGAUUGAAUAGUAUUUUGGCAGAAUUGAAGAUUAAAGAGAUAGAGAGUAGUAGGCAGGCAUGGGUCUCUGUGAUGAAGAUAACGUAGUGAGCCAUGUUUGAUUCUGGAGUCUGACGUCACUCUCUCUCUCUCUCUGUGAGGAAACCGUGAUUCAAGGAUCUUUCUCUGAUUUUUGACUUUAUCUCUCUCUCUAUAUAAAGCUCAAGCUCUCUCCAGUAUCAUCGAUAUGUCUACGGCUUCUUGGAUUCAACCUCCUUGUAGAUACUUACCGGAUCGUGGUGGUGGUGGUUUCUCUAAGACUAGCUCUCGCCGACCGCGGCAGUUUCUUUCCGGCGUUGUUUCAGUUUCUUCUUCGCCGUCGUCAUCCUCCUCGUGCUCCUGUGGUUAUUCUGAUAUUUUGGAAUUCGAUUUUGGGUCAAGCAGAAGCUGGAACCAACAGGGACUCAGGGUUCAGGCAAUGAGUGCCACAGCCCAACGGAAUUUUUCCCUUUCGAAAGGGGACAAUGAUGAGAAAAGUGAACCUGAUCAUCUUCUUGUUCUUGUUCAUGGUAUUUUGGCUAGUCCCAGCGACUGGCUCUACGUAGAAGCUGAGAUGAAAAGACGACUUGGAAGAAGAUUCUUGAUAUAUGCAAGCUCUUCUAAUACCUUCACUAAAACAUUUGGCGGGGUUGAUGGAGCUGGAAAACGACUAGCAGAAGAGGUUAGACAAGUUGUCCAAAAGAGCAAGAGCUUAAAAAAGAUUUCCUUUUUGGCCCACUCCCUCGGUGGCUUAUUCGCUAGACAUGCUGUUGCUGUUCUUUACUCAGCGGCAAUUUCACAAGCCAUUGAUGGCACUGUCUCUAAAUCUGGAACUCUUCUGCGAGGUAGGAUUGCUGGGCUCGAACCGAUUAAUUUCAUCACCUUGGCAACACCUCAUCUAGGAGUGAGAGGCAGGAAGCAGCUGCCUUUCCUGUUGGGAGUUCCUAUUCUAGAAAAACUUGCUGCACCAAUAGCUCCGUUUUUUGUUGGUCGGACUGGUAGCCAGUUGUUUCUCACUGAUGGUAAAGCUGAUAAACCACCUCUUCUUUUGAGGAUGGCAUCUGAUAGUCAUGAUCUGAAAUUUUUAUCGUCUCUGGGGGCAUUUCGAAGCCGCAUCAUAUAUGCAAAUGUAUCUUAUGAUCACAUGGUUGGUUGGCGUACAUCUUCCAUAAGGAGAGAAACCGAACUUGUCAAGCCUCCACGCCGGUCUCUGGAUGGAUACAAGCAUGUUGUUGAUGUAGAAUACUGUCCACCUGUUUCAUCAGACGGAGCCCAUUUCCCUCCAGAAGCUGCUAAAGCGAAGGAGGCUGCACAAAGCUCGCCUAGUCCUCAGAACACACUUGAGUAUCAUGAAAUCGUGGAAGAGGAAAUGAUCCGCGGUCUGCAGACAUUAGGGUGGAAGAAAGUUGAUGUCAGCUUCCACUCUACAUUCUGGCCAUACUUAGCACAUAAUAACAUUCACGUGAAAAGUGAAAGACUUUACAAAGCAGGAGCUGGAGUCGUUGCACAUGUUGCAGAUAGCAUAAAACAGCAAGAGUCCUCCACGUUUAUUACCGCCAGCUUAUAAAUUGUGAGCUUCCGAGUGUUUUUGGUUAACGUUGAGUGUGCCGCAACAUUUGAACCAUACAUGUUUUUCUUUUACUUUACAGUUUGGGGAGAUCAGCACAGAUCAAGAAAACGUUCUUGAUUAUUUUUUUGGGUGGCGAAAUCAAAGGAAGUACAAUUCAAUUCAUCUGUACAUGAUUUUCUUGUAUUAGCUUUCUGAUAAUACAACACAUAAAGGUAUUAUUAUAGAUUAAGGUUUCUUGAAGAAAAAAGUUAUAUGUACAACCUAUACUCUUACAUUCCUGCAGUUUUUUUUUUCAAGUGGAUCGUCAA
Molecule: messenger RNA, 1945 nt
Organism: Capsella rubella
Lineage: Eukaryota; Viridiplantae; Streptophyta; Magnoliopsida; Brassicales; Brassicaceae
Product: putative lipase YDR444W
Exons: 11
Coding region: 276-1634 (452 amino acids)
Source: RefSeq, a predicted model, not a curated record